Messenger RNA from Botrytis porri, 2118 nucleotides. RefSeq lists its product as uncharacterized. The record is from RefSeq and is a predicted model, not a curated record. Gene Ontology annotation, molecular function: serine-type carboxypeptidase activity. Gene Ontology annotation, biological process: proteolysis. The transcript is spliced from 3 exons. Lineage: Eukaryota; Fungi; Ascomycota; Leotiomycetes; Helotiales; Sclerotiniaceae. Gene Ontology annotation, cellular component: fungal-type vacuole. Bases 1 to 2118 code for a protein of 705 amino acids.
AUGAAGUGUACAUCAAUUCUUCGCGAAAGACCUAAGGGUGCACUUAUCAAGCGUUGCAAAGCAUUGAUUAUAGCCAUCGAUCCAGAUCCAAUAGUCAACGGUCUUGGAGCUGAUCAAUCCACACAUCCAAUUAAGAGAGCAGAAAGAGAUGUGGCACCACCAAAGUACAAUGCAGGACCACCCACAAGCGGAGAGAAAUGGGUGGCUCUCUUGAUCUCUCUUCUCUCCGGAGUCCGUAACAAUCAUACUAAGACGGUUUUCGAUUCUCAAGAACAAUAUACAGGUUGGGUUAAUAUACCGGGCAGUUAUGCGACGAACACAUUCUUUUGGUUUAUCUCUGCGAGAGAUCCGACAGAUCAACUUACGAUAUGGUUAAAUGGAGGGCCAGGCUCUAGCUCGAUGAUUGGACUUUUCAAUGAAAAUGGUCCUUGUGAGGUUAUUGAAGUAGCACAGGGGAAGUUUGCGACGGAAGCUAGGGAUUGGGGCUGGGAUAGAGCUUCCAAUAUGCUAUAUAUUGAUCAGCCCAACCAAGUUGGAUUUUCAUAUGAUACGCCUACUAAUUGCUCUCUCGACCUUCUCACGUCCGAUCUAUAUACUCCACAGCAGACUCUCCCAAAUUCGCAGCCGGCGGAUACAUUUUUAAAUGGAACGUUUAGCUCCCUGAAUGUCAAUAAUACGGCCAAUACUACUGAGAUAGCAGGGAUGGCCAUAUGGCACAUGCUUCAAGGAUUCCUUGGUGCCUUUCCACAAUAUGCUCCAAGUAACAGUUCUGCUGUGAACGUUCACUUGUUCGCAGAGAGUUAUGGCGGAAAAUAUGGCCCAUCUUUCGCAACCCUUUGGGAAAAGCAGAACGAGAAGCGUGCAAACGGCACGUUAUCUCAAAGCACAACCAUUGACAUCAAACUUAAAUCACUAGGAAUAGUCAAUGGUUGUGUGGAUGACUUGAUUCAAGCCCCUUAUUAUCCUAAUUUUGCUGUCAAUAAUACCUUCGGCCUCAGUGCUAUCAAUCCUACAAGGGCAAAAUUGGCGACUGCCAACUUUUACGCUUCUGGCGGCUGCAAGGACCUAAUUACACAAUGUCGAACCGCUGUAGAAAGUCAGGACCCUACAAAUGAGGGCAAUGUCUCAAGUGUUAACAGUGCUUGUUCCAAUGCAUAUAACAGUUGUUUAACGAACGUGCUGGAACCAUAUUAUGACGCUGGAAGAAGUGUGUACGAUAUUUCCCAUAAUCUUCCUGAUUCAUUUCCACCAAGUACAUACCUUGAGUAUCUCAAUACUGCUGAAUUUCAAUCUGCUAUUGGUUCACCAGUCAAUUACACCGAGACAAAUCUGCAAGUUGUUGCUGCUUUCACAUCCACCGGCGACUACGAGCGUAAAUCUUACGUGCCAGAAAUAGCUGCGCUCGUAAAUUCUGGAAUUCAUGUUGGGUUGAUGUACGGUGAUAGGGAUUACAUUUGUAAUUGGCUUGGUGGCGAAGCUAUAUCUUUAGCUGUUGCAAAACAGGUUUCUUCUGAAUAUGCCUCCAAGUUUCCAGCCGCUGGCUACGCUCCUAUCAUAACUAAUAAUUCUUAUAUUGGGGGUGUUGUGAGACAAUUUGGAAAUCUCUCCUUCAGUCGCAUAUACGACGCAGGUCACAGUAUCCCGGCCUACCAACCCGAGACCGCUUUCCAAGUUUUUGCCCGAAUCAUAAUGGGCACCUCUCUCUCAACGGGAGAAACCAUCAAUUCAUCAGUCUACAAUACCACUGGUCCCCUGAAUGCCACUCAUACUACAAGUCUCCCACCAUCCCCAACAAAUACAUGCUACCUUCGCAAUAUUCCCGGAACAUGUACGGAAGAUGAACGUCAGAUGAUCAUUGCUGGGAAGGGGGCGAUUAUCGAUGGAGUACUUUAUAGUGAUUCCUCAGAUUACAGUGCUCCUACUAGUACUAUAACAUCAUCAGGUUCUGGAACUGCUAAGCCUGCCUCGGUUACCACCACUACAGAAAUUCUCACAGGUCUUUUCACUGCCACUGCUACACCUAGUCCUAGCAAAUCUUUUGCGAUUCCGGUAGCAAGAUUAGAUUUCGGAAUCUUGUCGCUAUUUGGCGCAAUGGGAUUCUAUUCUUUCCUCAUCUGA